This is a messenger RNA of Herpailurus yagouaroundi (jaguarundi), 2804 nucleotides long. RefSeq names its product tripartite motif-containing protein 10-like. Gene Ontology annotation, molecular function: protein binding; zinc ion binding. The record is from RefSeq and is a predicted model, not a curated record. Bases 319 to 1764 code for a protein of 481 amino acids. NCBI's taxonomy places the organism in Eukaryota, Metazoa, Chordata, Mammalia, Carnivora, Felidae. The transcript has 7 exons.
AUGAACAGGAGGGAACGCUGAGCCCCAGGCUGCGGACACCAGCCCAGAGAGUAACCGAGGUCACCUCUGCAGCUGCGGGCUCUUCGUCCCCCCUCCCCUCUGCUGCUUGUCUGUCUGUCUUGGACCGUCGCAUCUGUGGCUUUGGGACAGGGACAGAAGACCCCGGGCGUGUAGGCGGAUGCCUUGCCUCUGGGCACGUGUGUGUGCAGGUGACCAUGAGGGUGCCCGUGCGUGUGUGAGAUGUGCCCGUGUGUCCUGACCGCUUCCCCAGCCAAGCAGAGAGGGCGACCUUGAGGAGCCAGUGGGCACAGCGGCACCAUGGCCUCGGCCGCCUCUGUGAGCAGUCUGGUGGAUGAGGUCAGCUGCCCCAUCUGCCAAGGCACCCUCAGGGAGCCGGUCACCAUCGACUGCGGCCACAACUUCUGCCGCAGCUGCCUGACCCGCUACUGUGAGGUCCCGGGCCCGGAGCCAGAGGAGUCCCUCGCCUGCCCGCUCUGCAAGCAGUCCUUCCGCCCGGCGGGCUUGCGGCCCAACUGGCAGCUGGCCAGCGUGGUGGACAACAUCGAGCGCCUCAGGCUGGCGCCCACGCCGGGCCUGGACGAGGAGGACGUGUGCAAGGAGCACGGGGAGAAGAUCUACUUCUUCUGCGAGGACGAUGAGACGCAGCUGUGCGUGCUGUGCCGCGAGGCCUGGGCGCACCAGGCCCACACCGUGCGCUUCCUGGAGGACGCAGCCGGGCCCUACCGGGAGCAGAUACAGAAGUGUCUUGAGGGUCUAAGAAAAGAGAGAGAAGAGAUUCAAAGAAUCCAGGCAAGAGAAAACCAGAGGACCCAAGUCCUGCUGUCGCAGGUGGCCACCAAGAGGCAGAAAGUGAUUUUCGAGUUUGCGUAUCUGAGCCAGUUCCUGGAGGAACAGCAAAGCGUCCUCCUGGCCCAGCUGGAGGCGCUGGAUGCGGACAUCUUGAGGCAACGGGAGGAGUUCGACGUGCUGGUCAGUGAGGAGAUCUGCCGCUUUGGCAGCCUGAUCUCAGAACUGGAGGAGAAGAAUGAGAGGCCAGCGCGAGGGCUCCUGACGGACAUCAGAAGUACUCUGCUCAGAUGUGAGACCAGGAAGUGCCGGAGACCAGAGGCUGUGUCCCCUGAGCUGGGCCAGAGGAUUCGGGACUUCCCGCAGCAGGCUGUCCCACUGCAGAGGAAGGUGAAGCUGUUUCUGGAGAAACUCUGCUUCGAGUUGGACUAUGAGCCAGCGUGCCUCUCUCUGGACCCCCAGACCUCGCACCCGAAGCUCCUGCUGUCUGAGGACCACCAGCGGGCUCAGUUCUCCUACAAAUGGCAGAGCUCGCCGGACAACCCGGAGCGUUUCGACCGGGCCACCUGCGUCCUGGCCCGCGGUGGCUUCACGGGGGGGCGGCACACGUGGCUGGUAAAGCUGGACCUGGCCCACGGGGGCAGCUGCACGGUGGGUGUGGCCCGUGAGGAUGUGCGGCGGAAGGGGGAGCUGAGGCAGCGGCCCGAGGAGGGCGUGUGGGCCGUGAGGCUGGCCUGGGGCUUCGUCUCGGCUCUGGGCUCCUUCCCCACGCGGCUGGCCCUGGAGGAGCAGCCCCGGCAGGUGCGGGUGUCCCUGGACUACGAGGUGGGCUGGGUGACCUUCGCCAACGCCAUCAGCCAGCAGCCCAUCUACACCUUCACUGCCUCCUUCACCCAGAAGGUCCUCCCCUUCUUCGGGCUCUGGGGCCGAGGCUCCAGCUUCUCCCUGAGUUCCUGAGAGGGCACGGCCGCCCUCCUCCAAGUCCAGACUCAUCCGGGGGAACAGAAAUGUGUCGGCUGAGGACUUUGCAAGGACCAGGGCAGUGCCCUGCAGUCUGCUGACCCACCUCUCUCUGGGACCCCCAGCAGAGGCCAGCGCAUGCGGGGGGCGGACCCUGGCGAGUCCCCAGCCUGAGAUCAACCAGCUGUGUGAUCACAGGCAGGGCACAGGCCUACGUCACAUCUUCUCCCAAAAACAUCGGGUUCGUUCCCUCGCACCCUCCAGAAUCAUUUAGUGUGUGCUGACCGUGAACCAGGCAGGAUGGCAACCCCUGGCGGUCUGAAAAGGAAAAGGAAAAACUUCAGGAUCUGAAGGAACUCACACACCAGACAGAGGACAUGGGAGUGAUGGAGGCUGGGGAUGAGCCGCCCUGGCGGUUGGGGAGCUCAGAGGAUGGGGCCUGGCCCCCCCGGGAGGGCUUUCUGGAAAGGAUGGCUCUGAGAGAUGAGUGUGUUCAGAGGGGGAAGGAGGGAUGGCUGACUGGUGGCCCCGGGCCAUAUUGGGCCGCAGUCCUUGUGAGACCCUGACGCCACUGAGGCCUCCCUCCGCCCGGGGGGGCUCUUUCGCCUGAGACCAAGGUGUGGGUCUUGCUGGGAGGCGAGGCCGUAACCCAUGGACCCUACAUUCCCCUGCAGAGAAUCUUACUCCACUCUGCUGAUCGCCACCUGGGGCCUGGAAAGGGUGGGCAGGGGUGAGGCUUAGCUGUGGAGCCAAGAUGCAGGGGUGCAGAAUAGCAGGUGGGGGGGGGGCGGGGUGCUGGGUAAACUGCACCAGAGUUCACGCAGCUCCAGGCAUCAGGGGGAGAGGAGGGAGCCAGCUCAGGGAAGGGCACGUGCAGGAUGCCAGGAGAGACCAGGCUGCGUGGGGCCGCGUGGUACGGGGGAUGCCGUCCGGUGCGGACCUGGGACGGGCACGAGCACUAGAGUGUGGAGAAGGACUUCGGUCGCCCCGGGUGGAAUGUUAACUCCUGUGUGCAAUAAAAGCAUUGUCUUCAUGCA